This is a messenger RNA of Cotesia glomerata, 744 nucleotides long. It is a transcript of the gene Ir76b, whose product is annotated as glutamate receptor ionotropic, delta-1-like. NCBI's taxonomy places the organism in Eukaryota, Metazoa, Arthropoda, Insecta, Hymenoptera, Braconidae. Gene Ontology annotation, cellular component: membrane. The record is from RefSeq and is a predicted model, not a curated record. Gene Ontology annotation, molecular function: glutamate-gated receptor activity. The transcript has 4 exons. Bases 1 to 744 code for a protein of 247 amino acids.
AUGGACAUGUACACUGUACAAGAACGCCCGAUCGUAGCGUGUGAUAAAAACCGGGAAGUUAGUUUAGAUGAUAUUGUCUUAUGGAACCACAACAAAACUAAAGAGGCUGAGCUCUACUAUGACGCAUUGCCAGAAGAAUUAUUGGUGACAACGUGGGAUGAAGGACCAUAUUCUUCAUACAAUAACAUAAAUGGAAAAAUCGUCGGUGGAGGUUAUGCUUUCCAAAUCUUUGAUAUAAUAGCAAAGAAAUUAAAUUUUAAGUACCGAAUCAUUCCACCUGAAGAUCUAACAAUCGGUAACAAUGAAACGGGUAUGAUCAGCAUGCUGAACCAAUCGAAAGUUGACAUGGCGGUCGCGUUUAUACCAAUAAUUCCAGAGUACAUGAAUUUCGUUGAAUUUAGCCCGAUCCUAGAUUCCUUGGAAGUGUCAGUACUACUGGAACGACCAUUACAGUCUGCCAUCGGGUCUGGACUUCUUGCUCCAUUCAGCAAGACCGUUUGGAUCUGUAUAUUUGUGUCGUUAGCCUUAGUGGGUCCAAUUAUUUACUUCGUAACUUCGUUCCGUACUUGGUUAUGGGACCGUACUACCCAAGAUAGGUAUUCAUUUAUCGAUUGUGUCUGGUUUACUUACGGUGCUAUACUAAAACAAGGAUCAGCAAUCACUCCUGAAGCUGGUAGGUUAUCUGUUUACCUUUUAUUUCAAUGUUUUAGUAUUCUUAAGGGACUCGGUGGUCUAGCGGCCUAA